AUGAAGUCGAUAAUCCUUCUUUCCUUGUUUGGCGUCAUUGUCGCCAUGAGAGAUCAAUCCAUAGCAGUAAAGGGAAAACUUCUCUGCGGAACCAAACCAGCCAGCAAUGUCCGCGUGAAGCUCUGGGAAGAAGAUGGAGGACCUGACCCGGAUGAUGAAUUGGAUGCUGGCUACACGGACGGGAGCGGCAUGUUCCAGUUGUCCGGAGGAACAGCUGAGCUGACACCAAUUGACCCCGUGUUCAAGGUCUACCAUGACUGUGACGAUGGCAUUAAGCCUGGAUCUCGCAAAGUGAAAUUCUACCUCCCAAAAUCGUACAUCACUGAAGGAAGGACUCCCAAGAAAACAUUCGAUAUUGGUGUUCUCAAUUUGGAGACGAUUUUCCCUGGAGAGGAACGCGAAAUGAUCGUUUCUCGUAUGCGACGUGAUUUCCUCUUCGACGACGAGUAUGACGACUGA
Molecule: messenger RNA, 459 nt
Organism: Ostertagia ostertagi
Lineage: Eukaryota; Metazoa; Nematoda; Chromadorea; Rhabditida; Trichostrongylidae
Source: the annotation of a GenBank genome assembly